Messenger RNA from Phytophthora nicotianae INRA-310, 696 nucleotides. RefSeq lists its product as hypothetical. Bases 1 to 696 code for a protein of 231 amino acids. The record is from RefSeq and is a predicted model, not a curated record. The transcript has a single exon. Gene Ontology annotation, molecular function: nucleic acid binding. Lineage: Eukaryota; Oomycota; Peronosporomycetes; Peronosporales; Peronosporaceae.
AUGUACGAUCCCCAUCGUAAGCAACACUGGGAUGCAAAAGUAGGAAUAUGGUAUUUCACGGAGCAGUACGCGGCAAAGCGGCGAAGCAAAAACAGAGCCAAAGGAGUCAUUUGCACUCGCAAUAUUGACAUGGUUGAUCGGACAGUGUACAAGAACUACUUACUGACUAAAGUGUUUCCGGCAAUUAAGGAAAAGUGGCCAAGAAAGGACCGCGGGCAGGUUAUCUUUGUUCAACAAGAUAACGCAAAGCCGCAUGUUCCACCGUCCGAACCGGACAUCGUUGCAGCGGGAACCGAAGGAGGCUGGAACAUCAGGAUUUGGUGUCAAGCUCCCAAUUCGCCGGAUCUAAAUUGUCUCGACUUGGGAGUAUUCGCGUCCAUGCAGAGCCUACAGCAUCGUUUACCAAGAAAGGGUAUCGAAGCUCUUAUUGCGUCGGUGGAGGAGGCGUAUCGAGACAUGAAGACUGACACUGUGGAUAAUAUCUUCCUGUCUCUACAGGCGAGCAUGCUGGAAAUCCUGCGACAGAAGGGAGGGAAUUUGUACAAGACACCACACCUGGGAAAGGCAAAGCUCCGGCGAGCCAAGCUGUUGCCUGUUAGCUUGUCGUGUAGCAGGGAUCUAUACGAAGCAGCAAUUGUAUUGCUUAGAGCUGCUAGUCGUGGCAGCGCACUGCUUUUCGAUUCUUCUUCCAUUUAA